UCUUAUAUGGAGAAAGUGCAAAGUGGUCGUCCCGGUCUGACGUUGUCAGAGCAAUAUAUAUUUAAAAAGUUGAUUUUGACGUGUUUUCUGUAUCACAUUUGAGGCAUUUAAUGCCCGACAAAAGUAAAACCGAAACGAAUGUAAUACCGAGGCAAUCGUGGUCUCAAGAAAGUAUUACAAAAGAAAAAAUCAUCUUAAGAAAAUUUAUUAAUCCGGCCAUCUAUGUGGAAAAAGAAAUGCUUCCUGCAAGAAAAACUAGUCCGUUGUCUGUAAAUGGAAGUGAUGAGGGUUAUCAAAGCAUUGAUAAAAGGCGUCCAACAACUACUGUGCCAGAAUCCAUAAAGAAAAACUCAUUCUCUGAAUCAAGCAGUAAGCGACGCUUAAAUAAAGUCAGAUUGAUAAAGAAAUGCACUUGCAGCAAGUCUAAAUGUAAUUGUCAAUGUCACCCAUCAGAUAAAAGACAAUCAUCGUCAGAUUUUUGGGAAGUAAGCUCCACAAGUUCUACCUCAAGCACGGAAACCCAAAUUACAGUGAAAAUACAAACUUUGCCUACGGAAAUUCCACCUUUUGAAGUAAAUAAUAUGUCGAUAGGAUCAUUAACGUCCCUCAGUAAUGAAAGUACCAUCUUAGAUCCAAUAGAGAAAGAAGAAAGAAUCAAACAAUGGCUUAAGAGAAAAGAACAAGAGCAAAAACUUAGGAAGCUCGAAGAAGAAAAAAUUCAGAAACAGAAGGAAGAACAGCUAGCAAUGCAGAAGGAACAAAAGAACGAAAUUUACAAACAAUGGUUGGAAAAGAAAAAGCAAGAAGAGAAGCAUAAGAAGAAUAAAGAAAAAGAGGAAGGAGAAAAGAAAAAACUGGACGAGGAAAGAUUGAAGAAGCAAUCGGAAGGCGAACAGAUGUUUCAAUCGUGGUUGAAGAUUAAGAAGAAGGAAAAAAUAGAAAAGAAACUACAAAGUAAAAAAAAGGAAUUGAAAGAAUAUGAAGAAAAGAAGAAACGUUUGGAAGAAAGUCAGCGCGCUUUUGAUGAAUGGUUAAAAAAUUCUAAGUACAAACAGAAACCCGUACCUUCCAAUCAAGGUUUGUCAAGUUUGUUUUUAUCAAAUUUGGUGACGUACGUAAAUCCAGAACCCUGGGUGGGAAACUUAGAACACAAAAAGAGCAAUCAGGUUCAAACGACAUUAAGCGAUGAGAAAGAUAAUUUUCCAGUGAUCGGAAGUGGGCAACUGAUAACUAAAGGCCUUAAAAAUUAUUAAUAUUUUUUAUUGUUUUUUUUUUUAAGUAAAUAUAUCAUGUACCUACCUAACUA
Molecule: messenger RNA, 1306 nt
Organism: Psylliodes chrysocephalus
Lineage: Eukaryota; Metazoa; Arthropoda; Insecta; Coleoptera; Chrysomelidae
Source: the annotation of a GenBank genome assembly